GCUGUGGAAGAGCUGCUUAAAGAGGCAAAACGUGGGAGAACCAGAGCUGAAACAAUGGGAGCUAUGGGCUGGUGUGUUUCAUGAGGACUUCUGGGAUUUCCUCAGCCCUUUGUCAGAGGAGUCCUGGAGAAGAGAUGCACAAACCCUGGAGACAUCUAGUGUAAGGCCAUCAAUCCUGCAUUGGCACUGGAUAGUUGAAGCAACUCGGCCUAUGAAGAAAAGAUUUGUUCUGCCAUCUGUCUUUGGGGUGGCUACUAAGAAGAUGGAGACUCCCUAUUUACAAGGGGUCACAUGGGAAAGACAAGGGGUAAUGGGUGCGAGUUACUCCUGGGGAGAUCCCGAUUGGACGCCAGAAGAAAAUUUUUCACUGUUGAAGUGUCCUCUUGCUGGUACAAAUAAAAGAUUUCUUAUUAAUACCAUCAAAAACACGUUGCCGUCUCAAAAAGAACAGGACCAAGAACGUGAGCAAAAGGAAGACAGUAAGGAGCCCGAGCCAAACAAAAGCAGGAAAGAAGAAAAACCAAAGAAGCGCAGAAUUCAUCCGUACACACCCAGCUUUCAGUCCAGAAGGAGAGUCAGCUACUCUCCUCCGAGGCACCGAAACAGGAACCAGCACACAAAGGAUAAGCAUGAAAAGCGAUCAAGCAAACGAUGAGGAGAGAAGAGUGAUGAAUGUGUUGUUCCAAGCCAGGAAUGUUAUUAAGCUUCAGACUGCAGGGAUGUCUCAGUUUGUCAGGAAAAGUUGCUGUUCAAAAUUGAAUUUUGAAGCAAGUGGCUUGUGUGAGAACUUGAGGUAGCUUUAGAAAACCUUUCUUUGGGACCUUCAAGGGAAAAGCAUAGUGCAGCAUAAAUCUUUUCAGUUGUUUCAGAACAGACAUUCCUCUCCCUUUACUCCAUUCCUCUCUCCCCUUCUGACUAAGCUUAAGGUCUUGGUGAUGGAGCAUGAUACAUGUGUCACUGUCCAAUACAACUCGUUUAGUCAUGCCUCUUUUUGAAAUAAAUUUAAAUUGAGCAGAAAUCUAUUUAUUGUAUACAUUGGGCAGAACUUCCUUGCUGCUAACCAACAGAGAAGUUUUGAGUGUUUGGGUUAGUUUAGUUUUACAGAAUCUAGAAGGGAAAGCUGGUCAGUGCCUGGCCAAGCUCAUGCAUUUUGUAUAGAAUAUAAAAGUUGCUUUCUUCAGUAUAGAAAGAAAAAAUUUAAAAUUUGUUAAAAAGGAUAAUGCUAGUUUUCCUUUCUAGGAGGAACUACCAGGAUGUACUGAUUCUGCUUGUUAUUGUAUAUUCACAAACCUGUUGUAGAUAGUAAUAAACAUUACCCCUAAAAAGCCAUAACUGCAAUAAUUGUCUCUGUUUAGGCUUCCCUCUGUAAGGAAGUAGUUUGAACAGUCUGUUGUCAUGGUGCUUUCAAAACAAACCUUGAAAACAAAAUUAUCUUGUCCUCUUUCCAUUGCUAGGAAGUUUCCAAGUAAAUGCAUAAUACUAGAAAUGCAGAGGUGAUACUUAAAAACAGUCAAAUGCUCACUUUUCAAGCCUGUGUGGCAGUUCUGUAGUGGUACAGUUCUUAAACUUGUGAUGACUUGGAGCACAUAUAAAACACAUCAGCAUAUUCUGUGUCUCACUUCUGUUUGUGUUACAGUAACAACCUUGUGUGUGAAAUACUUUGUAUUUCAGUAUUCUCAAAAAAAAUUGUUUCGAACAUAGGUUUCUGGUUUUAAGUGUGUUGAAAAUAAAAGCGAAAAUGUUCAUGAAAA
This is a messenger RNA of Apus apus (common swift), 1751 nucleotides long. It is a transcript of the gene POLR1D, whose product is annotated as RNA polymerase I and III subunit D. Lineage: Eukaryota; Metazoa; Chordata; Aves; Apodiformes; Apodidae. The record is from RefSeq and is a predicted model, not a curated record. The transcript is spliced from 4 exons. Bases 212 to 655 code for a protein of 147 amino acids.